UUCACUGUUCACUGUUAGAUUGCCCAGGAUUGUAUUUCCUCGGGACGUUCACCACAAGGUUAAAACGCCAAACAAAUCUCAUGACACCUGUCCAAAAAGCUGCGGGUUUAUCAGGGGGGACCUGGAGCAAUAAUUUUCUCACCCAUUUGACUCAUCAUCCGUUGUUUUCUUCUCGAAAAACAGAAGAACAGCUGCAGAGCUGUGAAAAAGCGUUUGUUGGUGGUCGAUUGUUGUGGUUGACGAUGCAUCGCUGAUGUUUUUAGAGAGGCUCGCCGCCUCUUCGGCUAAAAUAUAGAUGCAUGAGUCGUAUUUUUUGCCGAUCUGUUUUGUUAUUCGCAGCUGAUCGUUGAAUCAACACGACAGCGUUAGCUGGCCCGACAAAAUGAGCAGAAAACAUCAUCAUUUUAAAGGAGCAGAGGUCAGCUGCUGUGUGAAAUACUUUUUAUUCGGAUUCAACAUCAUAUUUUGGUUACUAGGAGCCGCAUUCCUGGGUAUUGGACUUUGGGCAUGGGCAGAAAAGGGAGUGCUGUCAAACAUUUCCUCCAUCACAGAUCUGGGCGGCUUCGAUCCUGUCUGGCUCUUCAUCGUGGUAGGGGGGGUGAUGUUCAUCCUCGGAUUUGCCGGCUGCAUCGGUGCGCUACGGGAGAACAUGUUCCUGCUCAAAUUUUUUUCAGUGUUUUUGGGCCUCAUCUUUUUCCUGGAGCUCACAGCUGGAAUUUUAGCCUUUGUAUUUAAAGAUUGGAUCAAAGACCAGCUGAACUUCUUCAUCAACAACAAUGUUAAAGCUUAUCGGGAUGACAUCGACCUCCAGAACCUCAUAGACUUUGCUCAAGAAUAUUGGUCGUGUUGUGGUGCUCACGGGCCGAACGACUGGAACCUGAACAUCUAUUUCAACUGCACCGACUUUAACCCCAGCCGAGAAAGGUGUGGUGUUCCCUUCUCCUGCUGCGUUAAAGACCCUGCUGAGGAUGUCCUGAAUACACAGUGUGGCUAUGAUGUGCGGCUUCAAGGGGAGUUGGAUCAGCAGAUGUACAUUUACACCAAGGGCUGUGUGGGACAGUUUGAAAAGUGGCUUCAGGACAAUCUGAUCAUUGUAGCUGGAAUUUUUGUCGGCAUUGCAUUAUUACAGAUUUUCGGGAUAUGUCUGGCUCAAAACUUGGUGAGUGACAUCAGAGCAGUCAAAGCCAAUUGGUGACCUUUUGCUGAGGCGGAUAGUUUACCGUCACCACCUUGUGAGAUUAUAGCCAAGAGUUAAUUGCAAAAGAACACUGUUUACAUGCAGAUGAGCUGGGAAGCUCCGCCCUGUUUAAAUCUGUGGACGUUUUAUGUAAGCUGACUUUACGAAAUGGACUCUCCAUCUAUAAUUUGUUCUUUUGUGGUGUCUUUUCUGAAAACAAGCUCUUAUGGAAGCUUCUCAGAAGCAGAGAUUGAGAUGACGCGCUCAGUUCAGUCUGUUCAUGAAAUCGCAGACGUCUCUUGAUGAAACUCAUUAUUAUAACAUUCACUAGACUUUCAUCUUGGGGAAUAAUGUCGAGCGGGUGGUGUUUUUUUUUUUUUUUUUUUUUUUUACCUGAGGACAACUUGCUUAUGGAAAACGACACAAAUCAACCACUGAGACUUUAAACAGAGGAGCCAUGAACUAAACAAAGCCUUACUGCAGUGCAUUUCUUUAUACACUCGGGUGGGUUCAGCUUUUACACAGCGUUCUGUCUGUCGGCCAGUCGAGUUGAUGGACAGUCUGACUCUUACCUCUGAUUUGCCCUCUGUUGCACAGAGGCAGUCAAUCAGAAAGAUGUACUUGAUAAUUACAUGUAAUGCAUUUAUUUUUGUGAGUACUACCACUACUGUUGGGGAAGUUUAGAAACAGGCUGUUAUUUCUCUGUAUAGCUUUGUUUUUUUUUCCCCCCAUUCUCACUUUUUUUGGUUGGCUCUGUGACUUAAAAGGACCACUGUCCCUGACUCAGUUUAGAAUUUUGUUAUUUUCGCUACUCUGCUAGGGUGUAGUGAUAUGCUGUAGUGGUACUAAAAAUGUAUUAUAAAUAUGAUGCUGCUUUAACUCAUAGAAAACAUACAUCGCCAUUCUAACCACCUGAACUUUCUAUAGAGACCAUGAGAGGAAGUGUACGUUUCAGGAAACACACUUCAGAUCACGCACAAACACUUUGCUUUGUGAAAUAAAUAUGACGUGAAUGCACAUCAAAUCGACAGACUGUGCAUAUGAUCACAUGCCUUAUUUAGCCCUAUUGAGAUGAUAGAAGAAGCCUAUGGCAGUAACACAGCACAUGGUCACCCAACUGUCCAUUCAAACAGCUUUAUUUACUAUUCACUCUCUCUCUCUCUGCGCCAUAUGGCAAGAGAGCUGCAUGCUAUCAGCUAUAAAAAAUGCAUGGCAAUGCAGACCUCUUUGAACAUGUGCACACAUGUGCAUAUGUGUGUGGACGUGUAUUCAUCACACUGCCACUGCCAUACCAUUGAGUUUUGACUUAGCUGUGUUAUCUCCCUACAUUCAAAAGUUGUCUAUAUUGAGCCUUGACCUUAACACUAAUUAUGUGCUAAAAAAGAUAGCCGAUAUACUGCCGGCGUGCUAUAUGUUGAAUGUGCUCAGGAGGUUUUAGCAGUGGAGUGUCAUGCAUGUCAGGCUGAUCUGUUUCAGGCCUGUUUAAUAAGCUCGGAUCCGUUUGAAGGUGUUACGGUGUUAAAGUGAAAAUUAAAAUGUGAGAUUUCUGGGAGCUUGCUGGGAGAGGGGUUGCUGACUCCAUCUCCUGUGUAUUUAGGAGGCAAAUCUUUUAUUGCAGAUACAUGCUAUAAAUAAUGUUUAUCCCCCUUUUUUUUUUUUUUUUGCCCCCAAAUGGAUGAAUCUCACAAAAACAUUUUUCAUAUUUCAUAUUAUUUUCGUAUAUCAAUCUCAAAAACAAAAGAAAGGUGUAAAUAAUUAUAUUUUGAAGAUUGAGCCUAUUUUUAGGAUUAUUUUCAUGACAAUAGGUACAUCUCUCUCUCCCCAGUUCUCAUUACUGUUAAUGCAAAAUAAAAUCAUUCACAUUACGUAACACAAAAUGCAAAUCAUUCUGAUUAGUGUAAUGCAAAAUGAACAUCAUUCUGAUUAUGUAAUGCUAAAUAAAAAUCUUUUGACUGAAAUGAAAAAUACGUUAUUUUUACGACAAAGUCAAAAUGAAAUUCAUUAUUACCGUAAUGCUAAUUACAAAUCACUCUCAUUACCGUAACGCAAAAUAAAUAUCGUUCUUAUUACCGUAAUGCUAAAUAAAAAUCAUUCUCAUUACAGUAAUGCAAAAUAAUAAUCAUUCUCAUGAACAUAACACAAAAUACAAAUCAUUGUCAUUACCAUAAUGCUAAAUAAAAAUCACUCUCAUUACCUUUACGCAAAAUCAAAAUCAUUCACUUGACCAAAGGCAAAAUAAAAAUAAUUAACAUGACUAAAAUUAAAAAUGUAAAUCAUUCUCCUUAUAGAAAUGCAAAAUAAAAAUCAUUCCCAUUACGUAAUACAAAAUAAUACAAAAACAAUUUAUAUUUCAUUAAUUAUAUGUCAUGCUAGUAUUUGUUGUAUUAUUUUGCUGAUUUAAAUAAUUAUUCAACAUCAUUGUAUUGCACAUUUUACUGUAAUACAGUAGACAGUUACUGUGUAAAGUUAUGAGAAUCACCACUGAGAAAUGUCUAGAUGAAUUACGUGAACUGUGCUCAUGAAAAUAAUGUAAAAAUACAAUAUAUAUAUUUAUAAAAAUACAAUUUUAUAUAUAUAUAUAUAUAUAUAUAUAUAUAUAUAUAUAUAUAUAUAUAUAUAUAUAAUUGUUCUAAAAAUAGGCUUCAUUGUCUUUAUGCAAAAUAUAUAUGUUUUUAUUUUAAUUUUGGGGUGAAGAUCUGAAUAUGUUUUUGUGGGAUACACCCAGAUAUGAUAUUUAUGUUCUUCACUGAGUCUCUCUCUCUCUCGCUCUCUCUUUCUCUUUCUCUUUCUUCAGUAGCCUUUUUCUUUCUCUAACCUUUAUUUAAAUGUUUUUUAUUUUUCUCAAAACAAAGACCCCAACAUUCCCUUUGGGGAACUCAUGCAUAUCAUGAAUGUAUAGAUCAUCUCUUAAUAAUGCUAUGUCAUAUAUAACUUAUGCUUCAAAGUGCAAUGCUCAAACUGAUGUGAAUAAAGUUAAUGUUUGUCUGACUGUAGGCACACAACUGAAAAACAUCGCAAAUCUGUGUUUGUGAAGUGAAAUAGACACUCCUUGUGCAUGCAUUGACUUCAUUUUUGUAUGAAGUGCAUUUAAGCAGUUUUUUUGUGCUGGUUCAUCAAAAACAGUUUUGAUGAGGGUGUUCAAACCAGUGAGCCUUUUCCCCUGGACUCUCUCUGCACCAGCUGUGAUAGUUUUUUACAUUACAAGGAUUUGCAAAUAUGUAAGCACAAUUAUAUCAGAGGAGCUGACGUCACAUUCAAUGUGUGUCAACCAAUCAACAUUCAGAACUGUUGUACAAAACUUAAAGGUUAAGACUGCGCAAGUGAUGAACAUUGUGUGAUCGGUGAAUGCAUCCAAAUUUUUUCUGAAUGAUUAAACAAGCUGUAGCCUUGAUCUUUUGCUCAAUAUUAUGCUUGACAUCUCACUUGCCACUUUUAUGCGCUUUGAAAUACGAUUUGCUAAAGCCUUUAAGAUGAUGUUUCUUUGUUUGUUUACAUUCCCAUACUAAUUAUCAAAGUGUCUUCAUUGAAAUCUUUGGAUUCUACCUCAUCGUGGAGAAAUUAAUAUUGUGGGCGUCAUAACUCCAUUGCAGCUGUUGUGAACAUUCUUUAGAAAACCUACAAUUUUUGUUUGUCACAAACCACAUAUAAACUAAACAAAACUAGGUCUUCUCUUACAACCUCGGCAGUUUAUUUUGCUAUAUUCUGAAAGCUGAAAAACAAAACAUGGAAUGCAAAAAAUGCAAAUGUCGAUUUGUUAUUUGAUUGGUGUAUGACACUUUCUAAGGUUUCAGUGUAUUUUUAAUACAGAUUGUUUGUUAAAGCAGAUCUAUUUCUAUUAAUUUCUAUUAUGGGCAACUCUUUUUGCAAACAAGCCGUUCUCAGUAAUCAGAUGUCCUGUCAAAUUCAGAACUUUAACUGGUUUAUUGACUUUUCUGGCAACAUAACAUUUACAACCCAAAAUACCCUCUUGAACUGGAUAAUGAAUUUUGCACUUGCAGACCUAAAGCAUUUUCUCUGCUCUCCAUUAUAUGAUUCUAUGAUUGUACUAACAUAAUAACCCUCAUAAUAAGGUUUUUUUUUUUUCUCACUAUAAACAGACAUUUUCUUUUUUUUUUCUUUCUUUUUUUUUUUUUUUUGUGGAAAAUUAAGAUCAUGGAUUAAGAAUGUGUUUGGAAAUAUUUUAGCAAUGCCACUUGUUUUCAUUCGUUUUUUUGUUUUUUGUUGUAUUUUGUAACUCUUGUCCAAAGUUCCGUUUAACAUCAAUGAAUGGACUUUUCUUGUGGGAGAUGGUCUGUUACACUGUAGACUAUGUUACAAGAUAUGCUUUUUCAUAGUAAAUAAAAUUGAUUU
Molecule: messenger RNA, 5527 nt
Organism: Myxocyprinus asiaticus (Chinese sucker)
Lineage: Eukaryota; Metazoa; Chordata; Actinopteri; Cypriniformes; Catostomidae
Product: tetraspanin-17
Exons: 8
Coding region: 383-1195 (270 amino acids)
Biological process (GO): protein maturation; regulation of vascular endothelial growth factor signaling pathway; protein localization to plasma membrane
Cellular component (GO): membrane
Source: RefSeq, a predicted model, not a curated record